Messenger RNA from Stylonychia lemnae, 1188 nucleotides. Lineage: Eukaryota; Ciliophora; Spirotrichea; Sporadotrichida; Oxytrichidae. The record is from the annotation of a GenBank genome assembly.
AUGUUGACCCUGUUUACCUACUUAAGUAGUUGCUAAAUGAAUCUCAGUCCUCGAUUCAGUCUCAAUAGGAGUGAUGUAGCUGACCUCAGAGAUGUGGUUUUGGGUUACAAUUGUAUUUGCACGAUUGGCUUAGUUCUAACAAUAUACAUUCGAUAUGAUUUGAAUAUUCAAAUCGAUUAGGUAUAGGAGUUGCUCUCUGAGCAUGACAACCUUUACAAUACAGGCUAGUGGAAAAGCUUGAUCUAAGAGAUAUUAAUUGUAAUCAUUUCUCCUUAUCCUGGCUUAUAUGAUGUAUAAUACAUUGAAUAUAAUGAAUAAUUCAAUGCUCAUAUGACUUAUGAUGCUAACGAUUUAUUGCUUUGGUGCUGCUUCUCAAGACUUUAUUUAGUGAUAAGAUAUUCAUUGCUGCUAACAUACUUUAUGGGGCCAAGGUCUUAGAGAAUAUGUCGAAUGAAUGGCUGUGAUGCUUCUCUAAUGUUUGCAGUAAGAUCAGUCAUGAAAAAACGCCCUUACACCGUUAUAUUUGUAACACUAAUUAUCACUACUGGCAUAUUUGCUUUUCAAUUGAAUAUGUUUGAAGCUUAGAUAUCUGAUGAAAGUGGAUAGAAUUUUAAUAGCUUUUUCAAUUGCAUCUGGGUCGUAAUUAUUACACUUACUACUACAGGCUAUGGAGAUAUUUACCCUAAAACAUAUAUGGGAAGAGUUACAUGCAUAGUUAUUUGCUUUUGGGGAAUGUUUAUUGUCUCUUAUUUCGUAGUUACUCUAACUAAUUAACUUAAUUUUACAGACUAAGAAUAGAAAUCAUAUAUCCUACUAGAAAGACUUCAUCAUAAAGAGUAGUUAAAGUUAAGAGCUUCAAAUGUGCUCAAAAGUUCCUAUCGAAAUAAGAUGGUAAAGGCAAAUAAUCCUGAAAACAAAGCCAAAAGACUUUAAGCAAUGAGAAUUUUCAGAAUGCAUAGCAUUUAAUUUCAGCACGAAGCAAGAAAAGUAAGAAGUUACUAGGAGUCGAUAACAGAUAUCGAUACUUUGUAAAAAUACAUAGAAAAUGUCUAGGAACAGGUAAUAGAUCUAUCGUCUACAUUUGGAGAGACUUAAGAACAUCUUAAUUAUAUACUUGAUCAAAUUAAGGUUCUUAAAAGCCAAAAGUAAACAAUAAUUCCUGAAGAGUCAUCGUAAUGUUCAGAUUGA